AUGCCUAAGGAAACCACUAAGCGCGGCAAGACCGGCAAGGUUGAGAAGAGAAAGGGCAAGAAGGACCCCAAUGCACCCAAGCGUGGUCUCUCAGCGUACAUGUUUUUUGCCAACGAGCAACGUGAGAACGUUCGUGAUGAGAACCCGGGUAUCUCAUUCGGCCAAGUUGGCAAGAUUCUCGGCGAGCGAUGGAAGGCCCUGAACGACAAGCAACGCACCCCAUACGAGGCGAAGGCUGCAGCCGACAAAAAGCGAUACGAGGAUGAGAAGCAAGCCUACCAGGCUGGCGGCGAUGAGAGUGAAUAA
This is a messenger RNA of Hypoxylon fragiforme, 306 nucleotides long. RefSeq names its product Non-histone chromosomal protein 6. NCBI's taxonomy places the organism in Eukaryota, Fungi, Ascomycota, Sordariomycetes, Xylariales, Hypoxylaceae. The record is from RefSeq and is a predicted model, not a curated record. Bases 1 to 306 code for a protein of 101 amino acids. The transcript is spliced from 4 exons.